This is a messenger RNA of Labeo rohita (rohu), 5916 nucleotides long. RefSeq names its product ubiquitin-conjugating enzyme E2D 4 (putative) (gene ube2d4). Gene Ontology annotation, molecular function: ubiquitin conjugating enzyme activity. Bases 239 to 682 code for a protein of 147 amino acids. Gene Ontology annotation, cellular component: nucleus. Lineage: Eukaryota; Metazoa; Chordata; Actinopteri; Cypriniformes; Cyprinidae. The record is from RefSeq and is a predicted model, not a curated record. Gene Ontology annotation, biological process: protein polyubiquitination; ubiquitin-dependent protein catabolic process. The transcript is spliced from 7 exons.
AUUACCUUCCUGCUGUCUGGUACAGCACUAAAAACUGUCAGUGAGGUUAGAGGGGGUAAGAAUUUCUCAAAUCGGCGACUGCCGUUCAAACAGCGGUGUGAAUGUCCAAAUCUGUGCUUUGGUGUUAUUACAAACGAAACGUGUGACACUGAGGAGAAAAACGGCAGCGUUCUCGUCCAAACUGUACAGGCCAACAGUAUCUGAACUAGAUCAAACAGUGCUGUAAUACAGCGAGCAAAUGGCGUUGAAAAGAAUCCAAAAGGAACUGACAGACCUACAGAGAGAUCCUCCAGCCCAGUGUUCAGCAGGUCCUGUCGGAGAGGACUUGUUUCACUGGCAGGCGACAAUAAUGGGGCCGAAUGACAGUCCAUAUCAAGGAGGGGUUUUCUUCCUUACGAUUCAUUUUCCAACAGACUACCCUUUUAAACCACCAAAGGUCGCAUUCACAACAAAAAUCUACCACCCUAAUAUUAACAGUAACGGCAGUAUUUGUCUGGACAUCUUGCGAUCUCAAUGGUCACCUGCACUUACUGUAUCCAAAGUCUUGUUGUCCAUCUGCUCCCUGUUAUGUGACCCGAACCCAGAUGACCCGCUGGUACCUGAGAUUGCACAUACAUAUAAAGCAGACAGAGAAAAGUACAACAGACUAGCGAGAGAAUGGACACAAAAGUACGCCAUGUGAGAGUGCCUGCGACUGAAACACUACAGAAUCAAACGGACAGAGAAACGUGUUUUUACUUUGAACAAGAGGAGUCAAAAGAAGUGAAUGUUGAGGGGAGGGGACAUCCAAACACCAGACCCUUGGAAGGGGAGCAGAAGGCGGAGGUGAGGAGGUGAGAGCCGCUGGUACACGUUGGCCGCUAUGUGCUGAAUCCGCUGUCAUGUGCCGUUCUCCCAGAUCCGCCGCCACAACGGCUUAGCCUGGAAAACUCCAGGAAAACUGUAAAACCGGACAAACCUCGGGGUACCACAACCCAGGAAGUUAGACUUGUACUACUGUUAGUUCUGUUAUUACUGUCAUUGUGAUUUUCUCAGUGUUACUCUUGUCAUCACUGUUUUGCUGAAUGAGGAAUCGUUGGGCUGAAGUUGGAACGCCGGCGAUACAAGAUCGAUCGUGUCUGAACCAUCGCACCGUCCCGUCGGAGUCCGUUUGGAAACCAUAGUUGUGUGUGCACUUUAAUUUUUAACAGUUUGCGAUAGAAUGUAAAAAAAUCGGAUGUCAGAAAGACCUUUCUGUAGUCUCCGCCUUCCAACUUCCUGCCGUUUCAGUGUUAUCCCAUAAAACACUAUGAGUGUGAUUAGGAAAAGUGAUUCACCCAAUGAUAAAAUGUGAUUUGGUUUUUGAACAAAUUGAAGUUAUAAAAAUAGUCAAGUGAGUCUAUAUCUUUGUGCUAUAAAAAAAUGAAACAUAACACCAUGUCCUAACCAGAUGCAAUGCAAUGCGAUUCCAGCAACAAUCACCCCCCAUACCCUCAUUCACUGCUACCUAUGUUACUUCACUAAUAUAGUGUGUGAAUUUGGACAGUUGGGAAGUAAUUUGUCUCGAACCUUACAUAGAUGUGUUCUGGCGGCUAGCUGUUGAGUUGUAGUGGUGCAUUGAAUGAGUGCACUCGAUAAUGUUCACUUUGGUUUUGGACACUGCAAUUUGUAGUGAACUUUAAAGGGUAUGUGGUGAUUUCGACACUACUACAAAAGACAGUUCCCUUAAUAGUGAACUUUUAAGGGUGUAGGGGUGAUUUCGACACCACUUCAAAUGACGUUCCCUCAAUAGUGAACUUUUAAGGAAAUAGAGGCUUUUUCGGCAUCGCUACAAAUGACGUUCCCUCAAUAGUGAACUUUUAAGGGAAUAGAGGCAUUUUUGACAUCGCUACAAAUGGCGGUUCCUUCUAUAGUGAACUUUUAAGGGUAUAGUGGCGAUUUAAACACCACUACAAAUGAGGGUUCCCUCAAAAGUGAACUUUUAAAGGUAUGUGGCAAUAUCAGCACUACUAUAAAAUGACGGUUCCAUCAGUAGUGCACUUUUAAGGAUGUAUGGGUGAUUUUGACACCAAUACAAAUGACGGUUCCCUUAAUAGUGAACUUUUAAGGGUAUGGGGCGAUUUCGGACACUACAACAAAUGGCGGUUCCCUCAAAUCCUACACUUUUAGGGUAUUUUGGCGAUUUCAACACCAAUACAAAUCGUGGUUCCCUCAAUAGUGAACUGUUAAGGGUAUGGGGUGAUUUCGACACCUACAAAUGAUGGUUUCCUCAACAGUGAACUUUUAAGGGUAUGGGGUGAUUUCAGAUGCCACUACAAAUUGCGGUUCCUUCAAUAGUGACCUUUUAAGAGUAUGGGUCGAUUUCGACAUCACUACAAAUCGUGGUUCCCUCAGUAGUGAACUUUUAAGGGUAUGGGACGAUUUCGACAUCACUACAAAUCGUGGUUCCCUCAGUAGUGAACUUUUAAGGGUAUGGGACGAUUUCGACAUCACUACAAAUCGUGGUUCCCUCAGUAGUGAACUUUUAAGGGUAUGGGGCGAUUUCAGACACAGACAAGCAAUUUGUCUGUCCACACCAAACGCGACAAGCCUAUAAGACAUGAAGUGACAGCCAAUUAGAAGAGUGUGUGAGCAGAGCUCUCUGAAUAUUUACUGGAUAAAUUUGUAAUAUGAUCAAAAUGAACAAUUUUAACAAUAUUUUAAAUAUAUACUCAGUGACUAAUACAAUUUUUGGAAUUUUGUUGUGAAAUACACUUGUUUGUUAACGGAUUUUACAGUUUUACUCUUUUGGUGUAUUUCAAGGUGUUUUCAAGACCUGAGGUAAAUUAUCCAUUGUCGCUUUCAUUAAUUAAAUUUGUACAGUAAUGAUAUUCAUAACACAAAUUAAACUUUUAAUAUUGUACAAAACACAUACAUAUCUUAGACAGGUCUAAUCAGUGUCAGUGUUAAGAAGGUUACUUUGGAAAUGUAAUAGAUUACAGAUUAAGUAAUGUAAUGUAACCGAUUACAUUUGAUUACUUUUUGAUACAUUUGACUUUUUUAAAUUUACAUUUACAUUGUCAUUUAGCAGACCUUUUCUUCACAUUACUUUAAGUAAUGUAACUGAUGACAUUUGAUUACUUUUUGAUGACUUCUAAAUUUACAUUUACAUUUAGUCAUUUAGCAGGCACUUUACAUAUAUCACAUUACUUACUUUGACUAAUGUAACUGAUUACUUUUUAAUUACUUUUCUAAAUUUACUUUCACAUUUAGUCAUUUAGCAGAUGCUUUUAUCCAAAGUGACUUACAAAUGAGGACAAUAAAAGCAGUCAAAACAACUUUCGAAAUCUUUAAUCUUUUGAAUUAAGAUGAUAAUAAUUUAAUUGUAAAGCCAGCCAGCCUAACCCACAAAAUCAGACUUUAGCAACUCUUUUUACUUUGAGAUCAUUCUGAGGUUAAAUACAGGUCUAACAUCAAAACAAGAUUUAGUAAAUAUUAAUGCAAGAAGUAUUCAGAUGUAGCCAACUUUGUAAUUUUUAACCUUUUCAUAAGUAACUGUAAUUUAAUUACACAUUUUUCCUUGCUGUGUAACAGAUUACAGUUACAUUUGUUUUGCAAUUAAAUUACGUCAUGCCGUUACAUGUAACUAUCCCCAACACUGGCCACAAGGUAGCAGAAACUGAAAAAUGUAUUUAAAAAACAAAUUUAUUCAAAAAAUUUAUUUAAAAUAAAUAAAUAAAUAAAAAAAACAAUCACUUGUUUUUUGUUCAAAGUUGAAGAAAUAUGAAAAACAAACCAUUAAUCUUCGUGUUGGAUUGCAUCUCAUUAGGACACAGUGUUAUUUUUAUUUAUUAGACAAUUCUUUUCUUUUUUUUUUUAAUCAUAUCACCUUUUGACAUAUUCUUUAUUUAACCUUGAGUGUCGUUUUCAGAAUUAAGCUGGCCAUUUGCACAAGACAUGCUCUUGGUUUCCAUUUGCACUGUAUUUUUAAUGUUGCUCUGUGUAAACAUGCGCUAGAUGGAUGGCUUUUCUCAAACAUAAUUUUUUCCAAUUGAUUCGCAGUGAAACGGUGUCGAUUUUAAAAGAACGGACCAAUCAGAUGAAUCUGGGGGCACGUUAACCAUAUUUACUCUUCAUUUUGUCCAACAAGUGUAUAUGGAAAGUUCCAUCAACCUGUUUUUAAUGCAAAAACGCGCCUUGUGCGAACGGCCACUGAAUUAAUUCACCCUCAGCCGCAUGUGCAUGAUAUGGCAGAUGUGUAAGUAUUUGUUUUGAUAAGUAUUGUGAAGUUGCUUUAGAAAUCAAGGCAGAUUUUUAUACUCGUCUUAAAAAUUCACCCAAAUGCUUGCAGAAAAAAAAGAGGGAGCAAAAAUGCUGAAUGGUGGGACUGUGUGGAAAAAAAAAAAAAAAAAAAUAAUGCCACCAUUUCUGCCAAAUGUGAUUAUGCCCCUUUCAGAUUUGCAAGCAGUGGGCACGUCAUAGCGUAUGAAUGCAAUAUUUUUCGGCUAUUUAGCAUUUAUCUCUUCUAUGAACCUGUCUGCAAGAGUGUAAUCCUUAAUAAUCUUUAGAUACUCUUGUUCCUGUAGUCACUAAUAUUACUAACUUUUGACAGAGUAGACGGUAUGUUUGAUGUGUGACCAGCGCAGGUGCUGGACUCGAGUACUUUUACUGUAAAUUAAUUUUUUGUAAACGCACUCAUUAACUCGUGGCUGCCUAUUUAGAGGUGGAUGAUCAAGAUGUUUACACGGAGCAGAAUGAAAAAAUAUUUCUUCACUCGUCUGAACUGGAGCUCGGGGAGGUUGGAAAGCAGCUUCUCAAACGCGAAAGUGUGAACAUCUCCUCGCUCUCACCUCCUGGUGCUGCUCUUCACAAGCCCGUUGCUCAAGACUCCCUGAAAAGGGCUAAAUAUUGCCAUACUUAUACUUAGCAUCAUAUAUGUGUACUUUCACUAAGAAAAUUGAUAUUUGUGUCCACUAUAGCUUCAGAUAUGCUUUCAAAAAGAUGGUUUACCCCAAAAUGUGAAUUUUGCAAUCAUUUACUCAGACAAACAGAGAAAUUCUGAAGCGUGUUCUCGCUGCUGUUUUCUAUAAAAUGAAAGCGGAUGGGGACCAAAUAAAAAGUGCCAUAUAAGUUUAUUCCAGUAGUAGAUAUUUAUUGGAAUUGGUGCAAUUGUUGCUUGAUAGUUAUAGUCACCAUUCACUUUCAUUGUGUGGAAAAGAGCAGCGUGAACGUACUUUAAAAUUUUUCCUUUUGUGUUUUACAGAAAACAGUCAUUUGGGAUUUGACAAAACGUGAUGGUAAAUGAUAAUAGAAUUUUUCUUUCUUCCUUUUUUUUUUAAAAUUGAAUUGAAUGUAAAAUUGUAUGCCAACUUCUAACUUUGAUUCAACGACCGGCGGUCUUUGUAUCAGCAAAUUUUUCACUACUAAGUGAGGCUCACUGGUUGUGCAUCUGGAAGUAGAAUGUUACGUUUAAUUUAUUUAUUUAUUUGCUAUUUAUUUGUCGUCUUCCAGUCAUCAGCUCAAAUGCAGUCAGCCUGGAAUUACGAGUCGCUUCUCUUCGUCGGUCAAGUCGCGAACCUUUUUGAGAUUGUGCUAAGGCGGUAUAGCGUGCUUUGCACUCUGGUAGGCUACAACCUUUUUUCCGCAGCUAUUUGCAAGAUAUCAGGGAUCUUUUUUCCAUUCUCACCUCCCCAGAGACCCUCAAUAAAACCUUAGCCUUAACCAUCAAUGUAUAAGCAACUGUACUGUACUGUUUACUUUGUGUUUUAACUUGUUGAUUGGUACUGUACUACUUUGUGUAUCACAUACACACGUACACAGAGCCAUAAUGACCUCUCCUUGCUAACUGUCUGUGCUAGAAUACCCUGUCAUCUAACCAGCUCUCUCCUCAGACUCAGUACAGCUGAGACUAACCUCCAAGGUGUCAACUUUAGUGAAUAAAGCUCCUUUUGUUUAAUA